Ipomoea nil (Japanese morning glory) is the source of this 1258-nucleotide messenger RNA. RefSeq names its product mediator of RNA polymerase II transcription subunit 31-like. The transcript has 8 exons. Bases 179 to 772 code for a protein of 197 amino acids. Gene Ontology annotation, cellular component: core mediator complex; mediator complex. The record is from RefSeq and is a predicted model, not a curated record. NCBI's taxonomy places the organism in Eukaryota, Viridiplantae, Streptophyta, Magnoliopsida, Solanales, Convolvulaceae. Gene Ontology annotation, molecular function: transcription coregulator activity. Gene Ontology annotation, biological process: regulation of transcription by RNA polymerase II.
UUUACACCAAAUCCAAAACACAAAUCACAAAAUAGCAUAGCCGGAUAGUUUAUACGGAGUAAUUUGUUUUGGGACGAAAAGAGUAUUUUGGGACGAAAAGAGUGAAACCUAUAUGAGCUCUUUUGCUUUCUCUGACAAUUGGUUUUAGGGUUUCUUUCUGCUCAAUUGAUACACAGUUAUGGCUUUACUUUCCAAUUCAGAAUCUGAAGAAUUGUCCGCUAAUGUUUCUUCGUCCCCGCCAAAAAGCAUAUACAAAGAUCCAGAUGAUGGCCGCCAACGAUUCUUGCUUGAAUUGGAAUUCGUUCAGUGUCUUGCCAACCCUAUCUACAUUCACUAUUUGGCCCAGAAUCGAUAUUUUGAGGAUGAAGCAUUUAUUGGAUAUCUGAAAUACCUCCAGUACUGGCAACGCCCUGAGUACAUAAAGUUUAUAAUGUACCCAAAUUGUCUCUUUUUUCUUGAAAUGCUCCAAAGUCCCACAUUUCGGAAUGCAAUGGCACAUCCUGCCAACAAGGAAUUGGCACAUAGGCAGCAAUUCUAUUUUUGGAAGAACUACCGAAACAAUAGGUUGAAGCAUAUUUUACCGAGGCCGCUUCCCGAACCUGCAAGUGCACCACCAACUUCUGCUCCACCCGUUCCAUUGCCACCAACAGGUGCAGCUGCUGGUCCUGUCCCUUCUCCAAUGCAAUAUGCCAUUCCCACUGGAUCUUCUAUUGCUAAAAAUGAUCCAAGGAAUCCGGGUGCUGAUCGAAGAAAGAGAAAGAAAGAUGGGUAGUGCCAUUGAUCUGGAUGUAUUGGCGUUGAUGAUACAUAUCAUGGUUGUAUAAAUUGUAUUGUUCCCUUGCUGCCAAACCAUUGGAGUUGCAGCCUCAAGCACCGUUUUUCAUAUACUGUGGAAAUGGCCAUUGCUAUCCAUCUUAGUUUCAGGUUAUAGUUAUAUACAGUCCCAGAUGAACAAUUUUAGGGGUUUAUUUUAGGGGUUUGUAAGAUUCAGGGUUGGUAAGGGAGAUUUGUUGUUUUCAUCUCUCUUUGCUCUAAUCUGGAAUGAAGAUAAGCUUAUGGAUGAAAGAAACGCGGCUAUUCGCCACGCCAGCUCCUAUCACCUUGUUAGACUGCUUGCCUUGCCUCUCCUCCUUAAUAUAUGUAGUUAACGAACGUUUGGUUACAAGAAAAACAAAAUUAAUACAAUUACUGUCUUCAUUCAAUGUAUUCCAAGUUUAACUUUCCUUUCUCUCUUCAAUAUAUGUAUUUCAAUUUAUUA